AUGGCGGAGGACGAAGACGGUGUUUCAAAUAAAAAUUCCCCACAAAAUUCAAACGAUGCAGGGUCUUCCGAAGAAAACGAACAAAACUCUACAAAGCCCGACUUAGGGAUCGAAGAAACAAAAUUUAAUAGCAAGGAAAAUGGUCACGCAUCACACACAGAGCCAAAAUGUUCCUCGACAAAGUCAACUGGAGCAGUGCGCAAGGAAGAGAAUCCGUUUUCCUUUCGACAUUUUCUAAAACGAGAUCUCUCGUUGCCGGGCAACUCUACAUACGAGAACACUGGUGCCAGGCCCAAGGUGUAUGCGAACACAGUGCAACAUUCGCCAACAAAAAUAGAUGUUCACACAGACUCAAAACGAGAGAGGAACCGCCUGAUUGAGAAUAAAACCAAAGAAAAAAGCGACGGCGUCAGUCAUCGCAUCAGUGAUAACACACCUUCGACUAGUUCUAUGGACGUGCCGUUUAGUAUAUUAGGGAACUCGAAUUCUAAGAGCAACUUUUAUUCCGAAAACUCUGAUGCACCCUUCUAUCAUAGGCCUAAUCUGGCAUCAGAGCCAAUGGGUAUACCAUCCCUGCCAGACUUUGUUCAGGAUCAUAUAUUAGUGGAGCAAGCUUAUUUACAUUCAAAUGGACCCAUGUCGUUGGAUUUGGAUAAUCUACCAGAUUUCACAUUUAACACUACAUACAAUGCUGGCUCAUCACCCACAUUAGGAAGGAGAAGUGAUAAUAAUUAUAGUGGAAAUAGAGGCUACAAUUAUGAUGAGUAUAGGGGGGCUUCAACAUCUGCUUCGGGCAUAUCUAGCCGUAACAUUCCACUUGAUUUGCCAGCUGGUGCCGAAGCUGCUGGUCCCAUACCAAUCGAUCAUCCUAUGCAUCUAAGCUUGGACCUAACUGAAUCUGUUAAUCCAUCAGAUAGGAGGAACAUAUCGCCAAGAAAUACUUUUCCAUUGGAUUUACCCCCUAAUGCAGGUGCGGAAUCUAAGCGGCUACCAGAUUUCCUUCCGGUGCAUCCCGGUCGAACAUCCCCUGAACCUGAGCAUCAAGACGAGCAGCUACAGCAAAUAAUUAAUGAAUUGGAGAGAACCAGAUCGGAGCUGUUCACUGAGCGGAGUAGGCGGUGCCGCGCUGAGGAGGAAGCCUCUAAUGUUCGCGCCCGCCUCGCUCAGACGGAUAGAGCGCUGCGGGAGCACGUGUGCGUCCCCCCACCGCCCCCUCCCGCCCCUUCACCGGAAACUUCGCCGAGAACUGCAGAUCCCGAAGCUGUUGCUAAAUUAAAAAACGAAAUAAAGAAACUGAAGGAGCAACUGCGAGCAUCACAGGAGGAAGUGCGAUCUCUGCGCGACACCCAAGUGGGUGCAGCAUCCGAUCUGCGUCGCGCCUCCCGCCUCGCCGAGACCUCCCUCAGAGAGCUCCUAGCGGGACUAGAGCAACUCAAAUCACUGAGUUCUACGCUCGAUCCUACA
Molecule: messenger RNA, 1464 nt
Organism: Iphiclides podalirius (scarce swallowtail)
Lineage: Eukaryota; Metazoa; Arthropoda; Insecta; Lepidoptera; Papilionidae
Source: the annotation of a GenBank genome assembly